CUUGUUCCAAACACACUUCCUAACAAACAUCCUUUUUCAAAAUAUGGCUUCUUCUUCCUCCAUGGCCUUUGUAGCUCUAGCUUGUCUUCUUCUUCUUUCUAUGGGAAGUUCAAAUGCCCAACUCUCUACGAACUUCUACUCGAGCUCUUGCCCCAAUCUCGAUUCCACUGUAAAAUCUGUCGUACAAUCCGCUAUCAAGAAAGAGUCUAGAAUGGGGGCUUCUCUCCUUCGCCUGUUCUUCCAUGAUUGCUUUGUUAAUGGAUGUGAUGGGUCACUUCUACUAGACGAUACAUCUAGUUUCACAGGUGAAAAGAUGGCGGGACCCAAUAAUGGCUCCGUUAGAGGAUUUGAAGUGAUCGACCAAAUAAAGUCUGCAGUGGAGAAAGUUUGCCCAGGAGUUGUCUCAUGUGCCGAUAUAUUAGCAGUUACUGCUAGAGAUUCCGUUGUCAUUCUUGGAGGACCAACAUGGAAUGUGAAGCUAGGCAGAAGGGAUGCUAGGACAGCCAGCCGAACCGCUGCUAACAAUAACAUCCCACAACCCACUUUUAGCCUUACUCAACUUAUCUCUAGCUUCCAAAAUCAAGGCCUUUCUACCACCGAUAUGGUCGCUUUAUCUGGCGGACACACAAUUGGACAAGCAAGGUGCACGAGUUUUAGGAGUCGUAUAUACAACGAGAGCAACAUUGACGCAACAUUUGCAAAAACAAGGCAAGCAAAUUGUCCAAGACAAAGUAACUCAGGGGACAAUAACUUAGCACCAUUGGACCUCCAAACCCCAACUUCCUUUGACAACAAGUACUACAAGAAUGUUGUCAACCAAAAGGGCCUGCUACACUCUGACCAACAGUUGUUUAGUGGCGGCUCCACCAACGCUCUCGUCCAAACUUACAGCAGUAAUCCAACCAGAUUUAGCACUGAUUUUGUGGCUGCAAUGAUCAAAAUGGGUGAUAUUAAGCCGCUCACUGGAUCUAACGGCGAGAUCAGGAAGAACUGCAGGAAGACUAACUAGUUCCAUUAAGAAAGUUCCUAAUACGAGUAAAAAUCGUAUUUCCAAUAUGUUGUUUCUGUUCAGAUUAUAUUAAUCUCUAAUUAGAAGCUUAAAUUUUUAGUUUGUUUUCACAAUUGUAGAAGUUGUCUUCCAGAUUUAUUAAUGAAUGAUUGAUUACAAAGUUAUAUAA
Messenger RNA from Spinacia oleracea (spinach), 1178 nucleotides. Its product is annotated as peroxidase P7. The record is from RefSeq and is a predicted model, not a curated record. Gene Ontology annotation, molecular function: peroxidase activity; heme binding. The transcript is spliced from 4 exons. Lineage: Eukaryota; Viridiplantae; Streptophyta; Magnoliopsida; Caryophyllales; Amaranthaceae. Bases 44 to 1009 code for a protein of 321 amino acids. Gene Ontology annotation, biological process: hydrogen peroxide catabolic process; response to oxidative stress.